Molecule: messenger RNA, 2820 nt
Organism: Closterium sp. NIES-67
Lineage: Eukaryota; Viridiplantae; Streptophyta; Zygnematophyceae; Desmidiales; Closteriaceae
Source: the annotation of a GenBank genome assembly
GCCCCCGUGGCUAGUUUCGCGAUCAGCGGAUAUGUGUAAAAAACGACUGCAUUUUGCGAGUUGCUGGAAGGUGUCCGGCGUAUCAGGCUGGAGUGUCGUAGGAUGUUAGCAGAUGGUGUUUUGCUUCGUAGUAUCCCGACAACAACCGGACUCCGCACUCGUGUUAGUUGGAACACACCACGCCACCACGCACGCCACCACGCACGCCAUCGCACACGCUACCGCACACGCCACGUGUCACCUCGUGCCCAAUCAGCUUAGAGUCAGCGACUCGCUGGACCACCGUAACUUUCUCGCCGGAGCGUGUCUACAUCAUCCUAUCCUGGUGCCAUCCUGGUGACAUACUCGCUGGCUUCGUCGUCGUUCGCCAUUUUUCGUCAAGCCACCGCUGGAGCGAUGGGAAACCAGGCCAGCAUCGUCAAUUCCAUGGCAGACAAAAUAUUUCCCAAGCUGCCCGACGAGAACGGGCAGCAGCAGCAGCAGAGCUCGCAGCAGCAUCCCGCCCAUUCGCCGCUCCUCCCUCCCCCAGCCGACAUCCUCAGCGGCGCUGCUGCAGCGGCGGCGCAAGCAGCGGCGGCAGCAGCUGCGUCCGUCCCUCCCGUGCCCGCGCUCUCCUCUCUCUCCGCCUCUCUCGCCACCCUUGCCCGCUCCCGCAGCUCUUCCGCCUCCGGCUGGACCAGCAGCGCCGCUGGCGGAACGCCCGACGGCGGAGGCCGCGGUGGAGGGAGAUGGGCGGAGGGGGGAGCGGCAACGGGCGGGAAAUUCUGGGCGUCUGCUGCGUCGGCCGCGGCUGCUGUCGUCAAUCACGCUACCGGCAGCGCGGACGGCGGUGGAAGCGGCAGCAACGGCGGGGGCAGCGCAGCAGGGGACGAGGCGAGCGGGAAGAGUGGCAGCAGCAGCGGGGGCGGGAGCGGGAGCGGGAGGGAGGGAGGCAAGGGGAAGGGGGGGAGCGAGGGCGGGAUGGGGAUUCUGGCGUUUGAGGUGGCGGCGGCAAUGCUGCGCGCAUUGGAGCUGUGGGAGCUGCUGGACAUCCGCCACAUGGGCCCGCUCAAACACACCCUCGCCGCAGAGGGAGUGGUGAAGCUGGUAGCGGGAGAUGACGAUCUCAGAUGGAAGCUAGCAGGCUUAGAGCGGGCGCGGGAGCUGCGCGUGCUGUCGCGAAUAGUGUGCCUGCUGGGCCGGCGGUGCCGCGACACGCGCCUGCACGGGCUCGCACAGCGCCUGGAAGACCUGCAAGCACAGAGCGCCGGGCCGCACGCACUGCUCUUCCACCCCAAAGAGGAGGCCUUUCUGCUCAAGUAUUUGGAGGAGAUGGUAGCGGCGACCAGCACGCUGCAUCUUGAGAUGACAACGCUUGACAACCUCCUGCCAAGCUCGCACCCCCUGCGGCUGUCGCGCAUGGUGCGCGAGGGGGUGGCGCGAUCCAACAGCCUGGGGGCGGGCGCGCUCACCCAGGACAGGAUUCAGGGGCAGAUGAAGCUAGUGGAGCGCCUACAGAAGGAGUCGCUGUGGUGCGAAGACUUUGACAAAUCCGUCCUGCUGCUGGCAGCAGCAGUGGUGAUUCUCUCGCGCCGUCUGCGCCUGCUGUUUGGGUCCCCGGAGGUGGAUGCGGGGGCGAUCGCGCACACGCUGGGUGAGUGCGGGCUGGCGCUGCACUACGCGCACACGCUGCUGCUCGUGGAGCGCAUCGUCAGCAAGCCUACUGCACUGCUCAGGGCGCAGAGAGACGAUCUGUACCGGCGGCUGCCAGCCAAUGUGCAGCAGCAGGUGCGCGUGCGGCUGAAGCAGCGGUCGCGGCCGUUUGACAUCGAGGCGGCGGCGGAGAUCCGGCGCACGCUGGAGUACAUGCUGGGAUGGCUGCUGCCCAUGGCGCACUGCACCAUCACCUGGCAGACCGAGCACAGCUACGGUUGCCACCUCAGCAAGCGCCACCGCACGCUGCAAGUGCAGACGCUGUACUACGCGGACAAGGACCGGUUUGAGGUGUGUCUGGUGGAGCUGCUGGUGGGGCUGAGCUACAUCUCGCGCCCGCCAGGCCUCACCAACCUGCAGCCCGGGGAGGAGGCCUCGUGGCGCCUCUGGCUCACCUCAGGGGGGCACAUUCCGCCCGUUGGAGAGGGUGGAGAGAUGGAGGCAGCAGGUGGAGAAGAGAGCGAAGGAGGGGCAGUCACAUCUAACGCCCCCACUGCAGGCCAUGCUACUGCUGAUGGUGAUGCUACUGCUGCUGAUGCAGGUGCUGGUGCUGAUGGGGAGUGUGAGAACAAGGCUGGAGUUGUUGCUGCUGCUUCAGCAGCGGCAGAAGCAACUGCUAAGGGCACCUUGUCUUCAGAGAAGGGAGCAGGUGCGGGCCAAACAAAGCACGCAAGUGUUGUAGUGCAACGGGAGGGCAGUGGUGGGGAGUCAAGUCAAGGGCUGGGUGCGGAAGGAACGAGUGCAGGGGGCGUAGGAGGAGAGGGGAGGAGUGGAGACGCUGGGGAAGGUGUUGAGUGGACCCAAAGCACACAAGGCGCUGGGGAGUGCGGGCAGGAGAGGCAAGGGGGCAGUGGAGGGGGUGUGGAUGAAGCAUUGAGCAAAAGCAAUGAGGGUGAUGGGAGGGAGGGAAGCGAGGAGAAGGGCGGAUAGGCAGGCAAAUAUGACCAGAGUGGCCCAUAGAUCUGGAAACGUGUUGGUUGAAAAGAUUAAUUACUACUAGACAUGAGAUAGCAGCAACGACCCUUUUGCUGCAGGUACUACUGCAACUGCUCCUUGUGCUGGUGUUUGGAAUUCUUAGCACGGUCACCAUGAUGUCACAUGCAUAGAAAUUAAAAGGACCGGCUGCGU